This is a messenger RNA of Eriocheir sinensis (Chinese mitten crab), 1870 nucleotides long. RefSeq lists its product as uncharacterized. Bases 25 to 1041 code for a protein of 338 amino acids. Gene Ontology annotation, molecular function: ligand-gated sodium channel activity. Gene Ontology annotation, biological process: sodium ion transmembrane transport. Gene Ontology annotation, cellular component: membrane. NCBI's taxonomy places the organism in Eukaryota, Metazoa, Arthropoda, Malacostraca, Decapoda, Varunidae. The record is from RefSeq and is a predicted model, not a curated record. The transcript has 8 exons.
UCCAGGUGUGAGGAUUUGGUCUUGAUGUGCCUGGAAUCGAGCGAAAUUCAUUACAGAAAGUAUUGCUGUGAGUCGCUGCUGCGCCCCACCCUGACGAGCCUCGGCCAGUGCUUCACAACGCUGGGCCCGGCCGGCGCGACUACGGAGCUGACGCAGACGUUCGCUGGCCUGAUCGGCGGCUUUAAGGUCAUCUUCGCCGUCAAUGCCAGCGAGCAGAUGGAGUACGACUCCAAGAUCGUCUCGUCACCGUUCCUGGGCGAGGCGGGCAUUCACUUGUCUUUCUCCAACUUCGACAUGAGUCCGUCUGUGUCCACGAGCAUGAAGGCCCUCCGCGUGGCUCCCAACACGUCGGUUUCAGUGGCCCUCUCCUACGCCUCGCUGGACAAGACGAAGCGUUACCAGGAUGUGUGGCCUUGGUCCAAGCCCACCUGCGUCACGGAGGGCAAGUUCUGGGAGCUGUCCGAGGAGGAGCGGUCCCACAUCCACCACAACCGGUUCUUCCACACCUACUACCGCACCUGUCCCAUGGAGCUGACCAACUGCACCCUGCUGGCCCGGAGGUUCAUCAACGAUACGACAGCCGAAUGCCACCCGUCUGACAUCCUGUACCAGAAGGCGGAGGUCAAAGUGAUGAAAAGAUGUCUGGAAAACCACCUCACCCACGACAAGAGUCAGUACAAGCUGUGCGAGGAGACUGAAAUCACUCAGCAAUCGAGCCUCACCACGCUGGCCCCGCAGGUUAUGGAUUCGCAGGAGGGAGUCACCAUUAUGUCCAACAUGACCUACUCCAUGAUCAACAUUUACUACACCCAGCUCGCCUACACGCAGCACCGCGAGAACAUACCGACGAUCUUCACCUGGUUCAGCAGCCUCGGGGGCCAGAUGGGGCUGUUCCUCGGAGCCUCCAUGAUCACCCUUGUCGAGAUCUACUUCACGCUUUGCCGGGUGGUGCGGGUCGUCAUCACCGCCCUCCUCGCCGCCGUCUGCCGCUGGGCCAAGAGGUGUCUCAAGCCUCUUCCGCCGCACCAAGUCCACGCCUGAGCCCCGGCGCGCCCCCGCCAUCCACGCCCCCGCCACACACACGCCCGGUAAGUCUGGUUUUAGUGAUGCCGUGUUGUAGCUGAUGUUCCGUUGUAGUGUUUUCGUUGUACAUGACUGGGUUGUCAGGAAUUUUAGGCCUGCGAGAGGAAAGACUUAAUCUCCUGCCUGGCCUUGGCUUUCCCGUCUCUUCCCGUCCCUUUCCCUUCCUCUCCUUUCCUCUCUUCUAUCCCUCUCCCAUCCCCUCAACCACCCCUACCAUUUCCUCCAUCACCUUCCCCUCACUUCAACCAAAAAAUAGGAUAGGGGGAUAAAAAAAUAGUGAAUGGUAAGUUUAUGAGAGGAAGAAGUCAUGGCCAAGAAAAGGAAAGAAAAGGAAAAGAGGCAAAAGUUGAACGGUAAACCUAGGCGCGAAAAGAGACAUAACGAAGAAUAAGGUAAGGAGAAACAUAACACACAGAAGAGGACCGUAAGCUUACGAGUGGAAAAAGGGAAAACAAAAAAGAGAAAAAAGUUGGCUGUAGUAUCACGAGAGGAAGGACAGAAUAACCAAAAAAUGUAGAGAUGAAAAAACUUGAAAAGGAGAGAAAAGUUGACAGAUAUACAGGGACUUCGUAACACAAUUAUGAUUGUUAAGGUAAGGUCACGCUGGGAGCAUACGCUACGGCUGCGCGUGGCGGCGUUGCUCAUCCCCGUCCCGUUGACCCUUUGAGCCUGUGGCGGGAGAGAACCCUUGACCCGACACAGGGCCAGUGUAACAUCCGGGUCACCACAGUUUACCUUCCCCAGGUUGCUCCAGGAACCCAUUUAUCGACCAGCCCGAAAGGAAGGA